AUGUUGUUCAACUGUUUACAUAAUGACAUGUGCCAUAAAUAUGUCCAUGCUUUUCAGAUCUCACCCAGAGAUGUCCUCUUGCUUUUAAUUAUUAUGAUGUUGCCUACAGAGAAUAAAAGACCAUGCCUUAAAUUUACAAAGCUAUCAAUAAAGGAUUCCUUCAGUGAUUUGUUUAAUCCCCAAGUGGAGAUGUUUUUGUUAAUGUAUACAAAGAACAACCUAAACUGUCCUGAGCCACUGUUGGAGCGGGAUAAUUCACUUAAUGUUAAGUUCAACACAAGUAAGAAAACAGUCUGGCUUAUUCAUGGAUACAGACCACUGGGCUCCAUUCCAUCAUGGCUUCAGAACUUUCUAAGGAUUUUGAAUCAUCAUGAUGUGAAUAUAGUUGUAGUGAACUGGAUCCGGGGUGCUACAACAUUAAUUUACAGUAGAGCCGUUAAAAACACCAGAAAAGUUGCUGUGAGUUUGAGUGAGUGCAUUCAGAAGCUGUUGAAACAUGGAGCAUCUCUUGAUAAUUUUCAUUUCAUAGGUAUGAGCUUAGGGGCUCAUAUUAGUGGAUUUGUUGGAAAGAUAUUUCAAGGUCAACUUGGAAGAAUAACAGGACUUGACCCUGCUGGGCCAAAAUUCUCUGGAAAACCAUCAAAUGACAGAUUACAUUACACUGAUGCAAAGUUUGUGGAUGUCAUCCAUUCUGAUACUAAUGGUUUAGGCAUUUUAGAACCCUUGGGACAUAUAGAUUUUUAUCCAAAUGGAGGAGAAAAGCAGCCUGGCUGUCCUACAACAAUACUUUCAGGAAUGCAAUUUAUUAAAUGUGACCACCAGAGAGCAAUCCACUUGUUCAUGGCAGCUUUGGAAACAAACUGCAAUUUUAUUUCAUUUCCUUGUCAUUCAUACGAAGAUUACAAGACUGGUUCAUGUAUGGAUUGUGACAACUUUAAGAAGAAAUCAUGUCCUAGGCUAGGUUAUCAAGCUGAGCUAUGGAAAGAUGUUUUAGAAGAAAGAAUGAAAAGAUCUCUUAGGACGACUGCGUUUUUGGAUACUACUGGCAUAAAUCCAUUCUGUACCUAUUAUUUUGUUCUCAGUGUAAUUGUAGAUAACACAAUGAUGGAUGGCUAUAUUACAUUUAAAUUAUUAAACCAGCUUGGAAGGGUUGAAGAACCAUGGCUCUAUAAGAAGAAUAAAUCAUUUUAUAAACUUCAAGAAGCCAAGAUUCUUGCUCAGUUUUUAAAUGAUGUUGUAAAUAUUUCAAGCAUUGGUUUGGUAUAUUAUCAGGACUCUAAUCAGCAAUGUUGCACAUGCCAAUAUAGCAUCCAGCGUCUCAUGUUAAAAUCACUUACAUAUCCAGAAAGACCACCACUCUGCAUGUACGAUAUUGUACUUAGAGAAAAUGAGGAGGUAUUUCUCAAUCCACGCACCUGUAUAGCAGAGGAAAUAUAG
Myotis brandtii (Brandt's bat) is the source of this 1437-nucleotide messenger RNA. It is a transcript of the gene LIPI, whose product is annotated as lipase, member I. The record is from RefSeq and is a predicted model, not a curated record. The transcript has 11 exons. Gene Ontology annotation, biological process: lipid metabolic process. Gene Ontology annotation, molecular function: lipase activity; carboxylic ester hydrolase activity. NCBI's taxonomy places the organism in Eukaryota, Metazoa, Chordata, Mammalia, Chiroptera, Vespertilionidae. The coding region runs from base 1 to 1437 and encodes 478 amino acids.